Andrographis paniculata is the source of this 784-nucleotide messenger RNA. RefSeq lists its product as uncharacterized. Gene Ontology annotation, biological process: defense response. The coding region runs from base 100 to 543 and encodes 147 amino acids. The transcript is spliced from 2 exons. The record is from RefSeq and is a predicted model, not a curated record. Lineage: Eukaryota; Viridiplantae; Streptophyta; Magnoliopsida; Lamiales; Acanthaceae.
AAAAUCGAGUCUAGGCUUACCACACCAGCAAGAAAAACUACUUUUCUUUAGCUACAUAUAAACCCCAAGUGUUAGCCAAAAAAAUCUCGUUCGAAAAAAAUGGCUCAAAUGUCCGAGAUGUGUGUAACAGCUUCGAUCAAAGCUUCCCCACAAAAGUGGUAUAAUUUCUUGAAAUAUGAGGGCACCAAAAUUGCUGCUAUUGUUCCUGAAAUAGUGAAAGAAGCCAAGUUGAUUUACGGACAAGAAGGCCAUGUUGGAAAUGUCAAGCUCUUUGUCUAUGCAUUUGGCGCGGUCAAGGGGAGUGCGCAACUGGAGACCACAGUACUUAACGACAGCGCGACAACUGUUGGUGUUAAGGUCAUCGCCGGGGAUAUUCUGCAGUUGUAUCCUCAUUUCGCAUUUACAGCCACCAUCAAGCAGGGGUCGAUAGUCUGGUCAAUCGACUACGAGAAAGCUAGCGCUCUGAUCCCGGAUCCGACCAUUUAUGCUCAGCUUUUGGUUCAAAUCACGGCCGCCUUGGAUGCCUGGAUCCUUAUCCAUUGAUCGCCAUUAAUGCAACUGCAAAUUGGAGCUCAAGAAUGAAGCAAUAUGAAUAAUGAAGCAUAUAUAUAUAUAUAGUUGUGUGUAAUGUGUGUGUGUAUGUAAUAAAGGGCAUGCAUAUAUGUUGUUUGUCUUGCUAUGGACAAACAGCGUGUGUGUGCGCCCGCGCUCUACUUUAAUUGUCUACUUUCUCGGUGUGUAUCGAAACUUAAUUUUAAUUUAAAUUUCUACUCUUAACUUGCUA